AUGUGCAACAUACUCUCGCUUGGGAUGUACAAUGAGAUAACGUUUGAGCAGGAACUGCAGCACAUAACAGAUCAACGCUGCAAAGUGUUCGCCUAUGACAUGAAUAAACAAGAAAAUCGCACACUGGCUCUACUGAAAAGAAUCAAAGUUGGAGUGAGAAUGGCUGAGGUGUCUGCUGAAACGAACGAAUUCAAAAAGCAAUACACUGUAGAAGAUCUGAUGAAAUUUGAAGGGAUCUCUAAUUUUGAGAUUCUCAAAAUCGACAUUGAAGGGAGUGAGUUCCAAGUGAUGCCUCCUCUUCUUCGUAAAUACAAGCCAGCACAGAUUCUUAUCGAAAUUCACGGAACCCCAUCGGAGACGGUUUGGCUGCUUCGCGAUAUCUCCAGCCAAGGCUAUUGGAUGUAUUCCUACGAGAUCAACGGCGCUUGGCAUCAUCUAUGCGAAUACUCAUUUAUUCAUGAAAGUGCUUUCAACCAAUACGGUGUGACCCCAAUCGCAAAAUAUCUCAACUGA
Ostertagia ostertagi is the source of this 513-nucleotide messenger RNA. The record is from the annotation of a GenBank genome assembly. Lineage: Eukaryota; Metazoa; Nematoda; Chromadorea; Rhabditida; Trichostrongylidae.